UUUAGGUAUCUCAAGUGGAUAUGAUCUUGACACCAUAAGUGUAUUUCACUCCGCAAUAAUGGAGAAUAAAUUCGCCCCUGGGGAUAAUGUCUGGAUCAAUGACCCAUCAAACACCGAGUUCAGUGUUCUCCUGGGGGGGAAGAUCACCGCAAUCGACGCCAGGACGAUUACAAUCCAGGAUGACGAUGGCAACAUGGUGGCGAUCCCACGGGAUCGAAUCGCGAAGCACAUGCACCCCACCUCGAUCUCGGGCGUGGAGGACAUGAUAAAACUGGGCGACCUCCAGGAAUACGCAAUUCUCAAGAACCUGCACAUGCGCUACACCAAGAACCUUAUCUACACGUACACCGGAAGUAUGCUAGUGGCGAUCAACCCGUACCAGAUCCUGGACAUCUACACCCCCAAGGAGAUAUCGGCCUACAGAGGUAAAAAAAUCGGCGAGCAACCGCCGCACAUCUUCGCCGUCGGUGACACCUGCUUCACCGAGAUGAGGACAACCAGAAGGAAUCAGUGCAUCGUCAUCAGCGGAGAGAGCGGAGCCGGCAAGACCGAGAGCACCAAGUUGAUCCUGCAGUACCUGGCGGCGAUCAGCGGCGAGCACUCGUGGAUAGAGCAGCAGAUCCUCGAGGCGAAUCCCAUCCUCGAGGCCUUCGGGAACGCCAAGACAAUCCGCAACGACAACUCCUCGAGAUUCGGAAAGUACAUCGACGUGAACUUCAACAAGUCGGGGGCCAUCGAGGGCGCCAGGAUCGAGCAGUAUCUCCUGGAAAAAUGCCGGCUGGUUCACCAGUCCCCGGGGGAGAGGAACUACCACAUCUUCUACUCGAUCCUCGCAGGCCUGUCCAAAGAGGAGAAGAAGAGGCUGGGACUCGGGAGUGGGGCCUACAAGUACCUCUGCGGCGCCCCAGAGUGCCGAGGAAGAAACGACGCCAAAGAGUUUGCGGACGUCCGGGCAGCCAUGAAGAUCCUCAACUUCACUGACGACGAGUUCACCAGCAUAAUCGAGCUGCUCUCCUCCAUCCUCCACCUGGGGAAUUUCAACUACAAGUCCGCAGUCAUAUCGAACAUGGACACCUGCGAGAUUCAGGACGACGCAGCUGUGAAGACGACGGCUGACCUCCUGGGGGUGGGGACGAAGCCGCUGAAGGAAGCCUUAACAAGAAGAACGAUUUUCGCGCAGGGGGAGAGGGUCGUCAGUAAUUUAUCGAGGGAGCAAGCUGUCGAGGUCCGUGACGCCUUCGUCAAGGCGGUCUACGGUCAGCUGUUCAUCAUGAUCGUGGAGAAGAUCAACACGACGAUAUUCAAGCCGAAGUCGAACACCAAAAGCUCAAUCGGGGUUCUCGACAUCUUCGGGUUCGAGAACUUUGAUCACAACAGUUUCGAACAGCUCUGCAUCAAUUACGCGAACGAGCAUCUCCAGCAGUUCUUCGUUCGCCACAUCUUCAAGAUCGAGCAGGAGUACUACAGCGACGAGGGGAUAUCCUGGAGGCACAUCGACUUCAAGGACAACCAGGGGGUGCUGGACUUGAUUGGGAUGAAGCAGCUGAAUGUGAUGGCUCUCAUUGACGAGGAGAGCAAAUUCCCGAGGGGAACUGACCUCACGCUCCUGACGAAGGCUCACCAGGUGCACGCGGGGAAUGAUAGCUAUGUAAAACCCAAGUCCGAUUUGGUGAAGGCCUUCGGGAUAAGGCACUUCGCUGGGGCUGUCGAUUACCAAGUGCACGGGUUUUUGGAUAAGAAUCGGGACACAUUCUCGGCGGAUUUGAAGCAGCUGAUCGCGAUAUCCUCGAACAAGUUCUUGAAGUCCAUCUUCCCGGAGGAUAUGCUGUCCAUUGAUGGGAAGAAACGCUCGGCCUCGCUGUCCUCGGGGUUUCGGGCGUCCUUGGAGAUGCUGAUGAGGACUUUGGAGAGCUGCAAUCCCUUCUUCGUGAGGUGCAUCAAACCGAAUGAGGAGCAGAGGCCGGGGGUUUUCGAUCGGCACUUGUGCUGUCGACAACUGAGGUACUCCGGGAUGAUGGAGACGGCGAGCAUCAGGAGGGCUGGGUAUCCCAUUCGCCAUAGUUAUCGUGAGUUCUAUGAGCGGUUCAGGGUUUUGGUUAAGGGGAGGGCGGAGAAGGACCAGAGGAAAGCCGCUGAGAUGAUUUGCAAGGAGGUUCUCGCGGAGGGGAGUCUGGAUUAUCAAAUGGGGAGGACCAGGGUCUUUCUGAAGGAGGAGCAGGAUUUUGUUCUCGAGCGAGAGCGGGGGCGAGUCGUUGCCACGAGCAUUAUCACGAUCCAGAGAUAUGCGAGGAGGUGGAUCGCCCGGAGGAGAUUCCUGCAAAUAAAAAAAUCAGUCCUAAUGAUUCAACGCGUCUGGAGGGGUCAUGGUCCCCGGAAGAAGUAUCUGAAGAUGAAACUGGGGUACCAGAGGCUGCAGGCGUGCCUCAGGUCGCGCGUGACCACUCAUUCAUUCCGCAAGAAGAGGAAAAUCAUGGUGGCACUGCAGGCGCUGUGUCGUGGUUAUCUCGUUCGCGUUCUCCACAGAAAGAAAGCCCAGUGGCGAGAGCAGAGGCUGCAGGAGAUCAAGAAGCUACAAAUGGACGAGGAGAAGCGGCUGAAAGCCAGUGGCAACUCCGAUUGGAAGACAAUUGCGGGGAAGAAUAAUGAGAAUCGAUUGAGAGAACUGCGAGAGUCGCUGAUUCACUUCGGGAAGAAUGGGGCAGAGGCUCCAGUGAAGGAACCUCCGGAGAGCAAUAUCGACACUAUUUUCGAGUUCUUGAAGGAAGAGCCACCGACACCCGGCGUCAAGCAGUUGCCUGCAGACAUGUACGCAGACCUCCCAGCGUCCCCCAAAAAUCCCGAAGACGCGAGAAGCAUCCUGGAGCUCCCCCCCGAGGAAGACCCCCCCGAAGACCUCUCCGCCUUCCACUUCAGUAAGUUCGCAGCGACCUACUUCGCCUCCAACAUCGCGCCGCAGUACUCCCGCCGCCCCCUAAAGCAGUCCCUGCUGGACCUCCCGCUGGCGUCCGACCAGCUGUCCUCCCAAGCGCUCUGGACCACGAUCCUGCGGUUCAUGGGGGACCUCCCGGAGCCACGAAACCCCCUCGACACCCCCGAGCGUAAGACCGUAAUGUCAACAGUCACCGAGACCCUCUCAAAGACCUUCGCAAGAUCUCGAGAGUACCAAGACCUGAUGAACCACAGCAUCGCCCAGAAAUCCCUCAUCCGAAUGACCCUGAAGAGGCAAAAUAAGCUGCAGGACCACAUCAGACGCGGAAUCCUCGAGGACGAGUACGUGAACGAGAGCUACGGGAAUUGGCUGCAGACGCGCAGUACAAACCUCGAGAAACUGCACUUCGUGAUCGGCCACGGGCUCCUUCGCCCGGAGCUCAGAGACGAAAUUUACUGUCAGCUAGUGAAGCAGUUGACGAGUAAUCCGAGCAAGGCGUCGCACGCGCGCGGCUGGAUCCUCCUGUCGCUGUGCGUGGGUUGUUUCCCGCCCUCCGACCGCUUCAUCAAGUACCUCCGCUCCUUCAUACGCUCAGGCCCCCCGGGAUACGCGCCCUACUGCGACCGGAGGCUCACGCGGACCCACAAGAACGGCGCAAGAUCCCAACCCCCGAGUUGGCUGGAGCUCCAGGCGACGAAGAGCAAGAGCCCAAUCCUCCUGGAGGUGACCUUCAUGGACGGAGAGUCAAAGACAAUCGAGGCCGACUCUGCCAGCACCUCCCAGGAGGUCGUGGAGGCGCUGGCGCGCAGCAUAAACCUGCGCGACACCUUCGGCUUCUCCUUAUUCAUCACCCUCUACGACAAGGUCCUGUCCCUCGGCGCAGGGAGGGACCACGUGCUGGACGCAAUCUGCCAGUGCGAGCAGUACGCCCGGGAGCAGGGGCAGUCUGAGCGCUCGGCGCCCUGGCGGCUGUUCCUGCGGAAAGAGGUGUUCGCCCCCUGGCACGACCCCACCCUCGACGGCGUCGCCACGAGCCUGAUUUACCACCAGAUCACGAGGGGCAUCAAGCAGGGGGAGUACAGGUGCAGCAACGAGGGGGACAUCGCGAUGGUGGUGGCGCAGCAGCUGUACGUCGACCACCAGAAGAGAAUGACUCCGGAGAACCUGAAGAGCGCGAUGCCCCUGUACAUCCCCAACCACCUCCUCCAGGGGGUGGUGCACGAGGCCCUGAAGAAGUGGCAGAAGCUGACGCUGAAGGCGUACGAGAGCAACGUCAACGUUAUCCAAGGGGCGCCUGUCAUCAGAGCGAAGGAGGACAUCGUGAUGUUCGCCAAGGUCACCUGGCCCAUCCUCUUCUCGAGGUUCUACGAGACCCUGAAGACGUCGGGACCUGAUUUGCCAACUGUCAACGUCAUAAUCGCUGUCAACUGGACUGGGAUCUACUUCAUUGACGACCAGGAGCGGGUGCUCCUGGAGAUGUCGUUUCCCGAAGUGGCGGAGGUGACGGUCCAGAACUUCCAGGGGAACUCGAGGAACAUCAUCAUAACGAGUGUGCAGAGGGAGGAGUGGGUGUUCCAGACGUGCGACGCUGAGGAUCUCGCUUCACUCAUAAAUUUUCUGGUGGACGGCCUCAAGGAGCGCUCGGUCUACGCCGUCGCCACGCAGGAGUACAUGAGCGACGUGACGGCUGGCCUGGGGGAGACCUCCUGCUUGUCGCUGAGGCGGGGAGACCUGGUGAAGCUGGUGGGCUGCAGGGGGCACUCCGUCAUGACGUCGCAGUGGGGGUACGGGGAGGGGCUGGAUGGGCUGCAGGGGGAGUUCCCCUCGGAGUGCGUCUACGUGAUACCGACACUUGGGAGACCCCCACAGUCCGUCGUCGACGUCUUCAGGAGCGAUUACACGACUAAGGGCACAAUGGCGAGGAGGAGGGUCGAGAGGGCUGAGCAGAGGUCCCACUCCUUGAGGAAGUUCGCGCUGGAGCACUUCAGACAGAGCUUCAACGUCACCAUCUCGAGGGGGUCGACGAUAUCCUCGGCCAAGGGGACCGUGCAGGAGACACUUUUCAAGCACACCAGGACCCCGAUGAAGGCUGCGCUCCUGGCGAGGGUCUGCGAGGACCAGGAGUUGUCGCAGUUAGCAGUUGCCAUCUUCACGAAUAUCCUGAGGUACAUGGGGGAUCUGCCCAGCAAUCGCCAGCGCUUGGGGACCGAGUACACGGAUCUGAUAUUCGCUCCUGCGCUGGAGCACUCGCACCUGAGGGAUGAGGUCUACUGUCAGAUCAUCCGGCAACUGACGGAGAACAAGAUUAGGCUGAGCGAGGAGAGGGGGUGGGAGCUGAUGUGGCUGGCAACGGGUGUUAUGUCGUGCUCUACGAAUGUGCAGAAGGAAGUUGUGGCGUUCCUGGGGGCCUCCAGGACCCCCUUAGCUGUUGACUGCUUGAGCAGGCUGAACAGAACUUCGAAGUUUGGGAACAGGAAGUAUCCUCCGUACAUUCUCGAGGUGGAAGCCAUCAGGUUCAAGAGUCUCCAGAUUUUUCAUAGGAUUUAUUUUCCUAAUGACACUGACGAGGCCUUCGAGGUGCACUCGUCGACCAAGGCGGCGGACAUCUGCGAGGAGAUCGCGGAGAGAAUGCAGCUCAGGAGCUGCGAUGGGUUCAGUCUCUUCGUCAAAAUCUCGGAUAAGGUGUUCUCAGUACCGCAUGAGUACUUCUUCUUUGAUUUUGUUCAUGAAUUGAUGGAGUGGAUGAGGAAGUCGAGACCCUCGAAGUCGUCCGGCGUCACGCAGGUGCAGUACCAGAUAUUUUUUAUGAAGAAGCUGUGGGUCAAUUGCUAUCCUGGGAGGGAUGUCAACGCGGAUGACAUCUUCUACUUCCAUCAGGAGUUGCCGAAGUAUCUGAGGGGGUACCAUAAUUGCAGCAAGCAGGACGCGGUCAAGCUUGCUGCGCUGGUUUAUCGGAGCAAGUUUGGAGAGGUGAAGGAUGAAAUGGCCCAGGUGCCGGAUAAACUCAAGGAGUUCGUUCCUGCUGAUCUGGUUCAUGUGUACAGGCCCAGUGAUUGGAAGAAACAUAUCUCCUCGGCGUACAGUCAGCAAUCAGGAAUGAGUCAAUACGACGCGAAACUUCAGUUCCUCCAGCACAUUUACCAGUGGCCCACCUUCGGUUCAGCCUUUUUCGAAGUGAAACAAUCCACAGAACCGAGUUUCCCUGAAUUCUUGAUAAUAGGAAUAAAUAAAAACGGCGUGAGUGCGAUUCACCCUCAAACGAAGGACAUUCUCGGGAUGUGGAGCUUCACAGAACUCUCCAACUGGUCCUCCGGGAACACUUACUUCCACAUGACGAUAGGGAACUUCAUGAAGGGCCAGAAGAUCCUCUGCGAGACUGCUCAAGGGUACAAGAUGGAUGAUUUGAUAUCUUCGUACAUCCACUACCUUAAGUCAACGUUGGAAAGUAAGGAGUCAGAGAGAUUGUAAUAAAUUAACAAAUAUCGAUUAACAAAUUGCAUGUUUCACUAAAUUGUAAUUAUUAUUAACACUGACGCAUGAGUAGAUUACGAAUGUAGCAUGUAUUUUGAAUGUUAUUAAAUAUGUAGAGAAAACUUA
Molecule: messenger RNA, 6526 nt
Organism: Diachasma alloeum
Lineage: Eukaryota; Metazoa; Arthropoda; Insecta; Hymenoptera; Braconidae
Product: myosin-VIIa
Exons: 8
Coding region: 59-6397 (2112 amino acids)
Cellular component (GO): cytoskeleton; myosin complex
Molecular function (GO): protein binding; ATP binding; cytoskeletal motor activity
Source: RefSeq, a predicted model, not a curated record